This is a messenger RNA of Daucus carota subsp. sativus, 1757 nucleotides long. Its product is annotated as selenium-binding protein 1. Gene Ontology annotation, molecular function: selenium binding. The record is from RefSeq and is a predicted model, not a curated record. The transcript is spliced from 7 exons. Lineage: Eukaryota; Viridiplantae; Streptophyta; Magnoliopsida; Apiales; Apiaceae. The coding region runs from base 187 to 1617 and encodes 476 amino acids.
GGAAAACAUAGUAUUCAGUUGUUCUAUAUAAUUACGGCACUUGCACGCUCUGACACAUGUGAACUGUGACGAAGUGUGUAAGAAAUUAAGAGGGUUGGAAAAGGAUUCGGAGUCCUUGAGAGACAAGGAGGGAUAAAGAUUGUAUAAACACACAGAGAGAGAGAGAGAGAGAGAGAUCAGGGAGAGAUGAGUGAAAAGAUGAAUGGAUGCUGCAAGAAGGGACCUGGGUAUGCCACCCCACUUGAUGCCAUGGCUGGUCCGAAGGAGUCUCUGAUAUAUGUUACUUGCAUUUAUUCUGGAACCGGAAUACAGAAGCCCGACUACCUUGGUACCAUCGAUGUGGAUCCUAGCUCGAAAACUUAUUCCCAAGUCAUCCACAGGCUUCCCAUGCCUAAUAUAGGCGAUGAACUACAUCAUACUGGAUGGAAUUCAUGCAGCUCUUGCUUUGGAGAUCCAGCAGCUGCUAGACGAUUUCUUGUCUUGCCUUCACUCGUAUCCGGCCGCAUAUAUGCUGUUGACACAGCAAAAGAUCCACGGGCUCCAUCUUUGCAUAAAGCAGUUGAGCCUGAGGAAAUCUUGGAGAAAACUGGAUUAGCUUAUCCCCACACAUCUCAUUGCCUUGCUACUGGUGAGAUAUUGGUAUCAUGCCUUGGAGAUAAGGAUGGAAACGCCAAGCAACUUGGAUUUCUUUUGCUGGACUCUGAUUUUAAUGUGAAAGGAAGGUGGGAGAAGGAAGGGCAGAACCCACUUUUUGGCUACGAUUUCUGGUACCAACCCAGACACAAGACUAUGAUCAGCACAUCAUGGGGAGCCCCAGCUGCUUUCACCAAAGGCUUCAACCUUCAACAUGUUUCUGAUGGUUUAUAUGGUCGCCAUUUGCAUGUCUAUAGCUGGCCUGGUGGUGAAAUUAAGCAGACAAUUGAUCUUGGCAGUGAAGGUCUUCUUCCCUUAGAGAUAAGAUUCCUGCAUGACCCUUCUAAGGAUAUAGGGUAUGUUGGAUGUGCUUUGUCAAGCAACAUGAUAAGCUUCUCGAAGACUGCAGAUGGUUCAUGGAGUCAUCAGCUUGCAGUAUCAGUGAAACCACUGAUAGUUCAAAACUGGAUUCUUCCUGAGAUGCCAGGGCUUAUAACUGAUUUUCUGAUUUCUCUUGAUGAUCGGUAUCUCUACUUUGUGAACUGGCUACACGGAGAUAUUAGGCAAUACAAUAUCGAGGAUCCUAAGAAUCCUGUACUGGCUGGCCAAGUGUGGGUCGGAGGUCUUAUUCAGAAAGGAAGCUCUGUAGUUGUCGAGGCCGAAGAUGGUAGCACCUACCAGGUUGAGGUUCCACAGGUCAAGGGAAAUCGGUUGAGAGGUGGGCCUCAGAUGAUUCAGUUGAGCUUGGAUGGGAAGCGACUUUAUGUCACAAACUCACUCUUCAGCAAAUGGGACAAUCAGUUCUAUCCGGAGGUCAUAGAGAAAGGAUCCCAUAUGUUACAGAUCGAUGUUGACACUGAGAAGGGUGGUUUAAAGAUCAACCCAGAUUUCUUCGUGGACUUCGGUAAGGAACCUGAAGGUCCUGCCUUGGCACAUGAAAUGAGAUAUCCUGGUGGCGACUGCACAUCAGACAUAUGGAUAUAAUUGCUUCUUAUCUUAUCAUUAAUAAGACUUAAACUUUUGUUUGGAUUUAGACAAUGUGAUCUUUGUAUCAUUGAUAAUUAGCAGUGGAUCAUAAUCUGUCAUUUGAAUUUGUUACAUAUGUUACAUCUUUCUUCUUACAA